Molecule: messenger RNA, 1439 nt
Organism: Mastomys coucha (southern multimammate mouse)
Lineage: Eukaryota; Metazoa; Chordata; Mammalia; Rodentia; Muridae
Product: aldehyde dehydrogenase family 3 member B2
Exons: 8
Coding region: 130-1050 (306 amino acids)
Biological process (GO): aldehyde metabolic process
Cellular component (GO): cytoplasm
Molecular function (GO): aldehyde dehydrogenase (NAD+) activity
Source: RefSeq, a predicted model, not a curated record
CACCUAUUAGAGCUUCAAGACCAGGCCCUGCACUGCCAGGUAGGGCAAGGCAGUGUGGUCCCACCUAGAAGGAUCCGCAGAGGCAAGAGAGAGCCUGGCUAAAAGAGGAGUUGCACAUCUGGAGCUAGAAUGUCUGCUGUGGACACGGGCUCGGAGCCCUCUCAGGGGUUGACAGGAGCACAAUUACCAAUGAACGCUGCCCCAUCCUGCAGGGCAGGCCCCUCUGAGGCCACACUACACAGACUGCGGGAGGCCUUCAGCACAGGGAGGACUCGGCCUGCUGAGUUCCGGACGGCACAGCUGCAGGGCUUGGGUCGCUUCUUGCAGGACAACAAGCAGCUGCUGCAAGAUGCACUGGCUAAGGAUGUGGGCAAGUCAGCCUUCGAGUCAGACAUGAGUGAGAUCAUCCUGUGCCAGAAUGAGGUGGACCUGGCCCUCAAGAACCUGCAGACCUGGAUGAAGGAUGAGUCUGUGUCUACCAACUUGCUCACGAAGCUGAGCUCAGCCUUCAUUCGGAAAGAGCCCUUUGGCCUGGUGCUUAUCAUUGCACCCUGGAAUUAUCCUUUGAACUUGAGUGAUGAGGGAGAGCGCUACAUUGCCCCGACGGUGCUGGUAGACGUGAAGGAGACAGAGCCUGUGAUGCAGGAGGAGAUCUUUGGGCCCAUCCUGCCCCUGGUGACUGUGAGGAGCCUGGAUGAAGCCAUUGAGUUCAUUAACAGACGGGAGAAGCCACUAGCACUCUAUGCCUUCUCCAACAACAGCCAGGUGGUGAACCAGAUGUUGGAACGCACCAGCAGCGGGGGCUUUGGAGGCAACGAUGGCUUCCUCUACUUGACUCUACCAGCUCUGCCCUUGGGGGGAGUUGGCAACAGUGGGAUGGGCAGGUAUCACGGCAAGUUCUCCUUUGACACCUUCUCCCACCAACGUGCCUGCCUGCUGCGCAGCCCUGGGAUAGAAAAGCUUAAUGACCUCCGUUACCCGCCUUAUGGUCCCUGGAACCAACAACUGAUAAGCUGGGCCAUGGGCUCCCAGAGCUGCACCCUCCUGUGAAUGCCACCUUGACUCCUCUCUCCUGCUGCCCUGGCUCCAACCUAUCUGAGCUUUCAGCAGCUUCCAAGUCCCCAGUGGUUUCUGAAAGGCAGGUGUCUGAUCCAGCCUGUGAACACCCCACUUCUGGAACUUUUUAUGAAUACACCUGCAGCUAGGCAGAUGUAUACCCCUUUUCAUACCACAGUGCCCUCAGCAGCCUCCUGACCUUCUGCUUAGACAGAGAAGCCCCCUCACCAAGGUUGGGCAGAUCUGGUGACUGAGUGGGACUUUCUUUGUCAGACUGCAACAGGAUCCCAAAAGACAGAGCAGUUGCCUACAACUCCAUCCACACUUGGAGAGUGGCUUUGUCCCACCUGAAGUGACAUGAUAAUGAACCCAGAUCAGAAUAA